AUGUUGCAGGCUGAGCACCAGCUGGAGACAGAGACCAACAGAGCCAAUCUGGCCGAAGGCGAAGUGUGGACGCUGGAAAUCGCCAAUAGCGACUUGGUUGAUAGAAACAACAGGCUCCUUCGCGACUUGGCUCGAGGCAUGGAGGCCCGCUCAGGGCUGGAGCAGGAGAACCGGGAGCUGAGGCAGAAGCGCUCAGAGCUGGAGCAGGAGAACCGGGAGAUGAGGCAGAAGCACUCAGACCUGGAGAAGAAGUUCACCAUGACAGUGGCCUCGAACAAGAAGUUCCUGCAAGACGAGAAGAAAGAGUGGCAGGACAAAAAAAAGAAGGAUGAGGCGGACCACAAACACCAAAUCGACCUCAAGGAUCGCCAGAUAGAGGAGCUCAAGAAAGACUUCAACAACUUCAAGGACUACAUGCAGAAGAAGCUCGACGCAGAGGAGAAGAAGGUCAAGCUGGAGAGAGAGGAGAAGGUCGGGCUCCAAGGUCUUAGAGAAACCAGUGAUAAGAUGCGAAUCAUAAUGUCUGCUUUUGCACUGCGAGAGUGCAGCAACCUGCUGGAUUGCAGCAGCACUCAGGAUCGCUACAUGGGCUUGUGCAAGAGUUUCGAAGCCAUGUUCAGCAAGGCGGGGGUCUUGUUGAUUUACUUUGUGCUAUUUCGUAAGAUCGUCGCAUGA
Molecule: messenger RNA, 675 nt
Organism: Symbiodinium sp. CCMP2592
Lineage: Eukaryota; Dinophyceae; Suessiales; Symbiodiniaceae
Source: the annotation of a GenBank genome assembly